CGCAACCAUGGCCAUGAAACUCAUUCUCGGCACCUCUCUUGCCCUUGCGGUCGUUCGCGUCUCUGGUGUCUCUGUCUGGGGUCAGUGCGGAGGAAUUAGCUGGCAAGGGGGCACGACCUGCGACGCUGGUUCUAUAUGUACCGCUCAAAAUAGUUAUUAUUCUCAGUGUCUGCCCGGUUCAGCACCGGCUCCAACUUCCACUCCAGUCAGUAGCUCCUCGUCUGCAAGCGGAACGGCGACGGCCCCGUCCUCGACUCCAACCCUCGGACAAUCCACUUGCUCAACUUCGGAGCGCCUGCUCCCCGGAUUUAGUGACAGUGCUCUCCCAGACCCAUUCACGUUCGGGAAUGGUAGCAAAGUUACCACCGCCGAGGAUUGGGAAUGCCGUCGCAAUGAGAUCAUCGCGUUCUUGCAAGCUUACGAGACAGGUACUCUCCCGCCCAAGCCACCGCAGGUUAACGGGUCAUUCUCCAAUAACGCGCUCACGGUUACCGCUGGUGGCGUCAGCGGCGGCAACUCGAGCUCCAUCACAUUCACGUCCCCUAUUACGUUCCCGUCCGGUACACCGCCGGAGGGUGGGUGGCCAUUGCUCAUUGGUCUCAUUGGCGGUAGUAUCCCCGUCCCCAGCGGAGUCGCUCUCCUGAACUACGACAACGACAACAUCGCCCUGGAAAACGAUGCGAGCAGCCGUGGCCAGGGCCUCUUCUACAACCUCUAUGGCGCCAACCACAACGCAUCCUCCAUGAUAGCCUGGACAUGGGGCGUCUCCCGCAUCAUCGACGUCCUCGAAGUCACUCCCUCCGCUAACAUCAACCCCUCCAAAAUCGCCGUCACAGGCUGCUCUCGCGACGGAAAAGGUGCACUUACCGUCGGUGCCUUCGAACCUCGCGUCGCUCUCACAGUCGCACAGGAGUCUGGAUCUGGAGGUGACGCAUGCUGGAGGUUGUCCCUAUUUGAGCAGAAUUCGGGCGCAGUCGUUCAGACCGCGACGGAGAUUGUGACGGAGAACGUGUGGUUCUCGUCCUUGUUCAACAACUACGUCAACACGCUCAACGUCCUUCCAUUCGACCACCACCUCCUCGCCGCACUCAUCGCACCUCGUGGCCUCCUCGGCCUUGAGAACACCGACUACGUCUGGCUCAGCCCGCUCAGCAACUACGGGUGCAUGGUCGCUACGCAUACGGUCUUCCAGGCGCUCGGCGUUACUUCGAACCAUGGUUUCAUCCAGCAGGGAGGACAUGCUCAUUGCGCGUUCCCGGCUAACCAGACGGCCCCCCUCGACGCGUUCUUCCAGAGGUUCUUGCAGGACCAGAACGUCAGCACGAGUUUCUUCAGCACGAACAAUGUGUUCAACGGCGUGCCGUGGGUAGAGACCAACUGGAUCAACUGGACCACGCCGACGCUUUCUUAGGUUGCUUUUGUGUCUAUGCAGUUGGGCAUGCGGGAAAAAAAGAAAAUGUAGGCGAAUCUGGUAGCGAAUACGUUCUCGGAUUGCUCGUUUGUUGUACGAUGUCGGUCUCUCCGAAGAUUGGGUGUACGAUUGAUCGUCACUAUAUCCACUCUGGAAGGCAAUCGUGAUUUCG
Stereum hirsutum FP-91666 SS1 is the source of this 1583-nucleotide messenger RNA. RefSeq lists its product as uncharacterized. The transcript is spliced from 9 exons. Gene Ontology annotation, cellular component: extracellular region. The coding region runs from base 8 to 1411 and encodes 467 amino acids. Lineage: Eukaryota; Fungi; Basidiomycota; Agaricomycetes; Russulales; Stereaceae. Gene Ontology annotation, molecular function: cellulose binding. Gene Ontology annotation, biological process: carbohydrate metabolic process. The record is from RefSeq and is a predicted model, not a curated record.